Paramuricea clavata is the source of this 2129-nucleotide messenger RNA. Lineage: Eukaryota; Metazoa; Cnidaria; Anthozoa; Malacalcyonacea; Plexauridae. The record is from the annotation of a GenBank genome assembly.
AUGAAGAAGGAAGCCUUUCUCUACCUAUGUCGAGAUCUGGCACCGUUCCUUGAAAAACAACAAACCCGUUUCAGAGAGACCAUACCAGUAUCCAAAAGGAUAUCAAUAGCGUUAUGGAGGCUUGCCAGCGGACAUGAUUGCCGUUCACUUGGACAGUUAUUUGGGGUUGGUCGUUCAACCUGUUGCAAAAUUACUCAUCACGUAUCUGAUGCGUUGGUGUCUGUAUUUUUGAAAAGGUUUAUCGCAACUGUUUCAAACGAACGAGUCCAAGAAACAAAAGAAGCCUUUAGGAUAAUGAGUGGCCUUCCUCAGUGUGUUGGCGCAGUUGAUGGGUGCCAUAUUCCAAUUUUAGCUCCAAGAGAACACCACUGUGAUUAUUUCAACAGGAAACACUUCCAUUCCAUAAUUUUACAGGCUGUUGUUGAUCACAAACGAAGGUAAGCACUGACAGAUUUAAAUGUGAUAUGGGCAGUGGUCACUGUACCUGCAUACAGUAAAUGUAUCAGUUAAUUCCAGCUGUGGCUAUGACUAUCCCCCUCCCCCUGGCCAACCCCCACAUUGUUGGAAAGACAAUGGCUAUGUGCCCCCACCCUGGGCAAAAAACAUAGAUCUAUACCCCCACCCCUGGGCCAUAAAAUUAUUAAAUGUUACAACAAAUUGCUUGACUUGCAUGUUGAUAUGUUAAAUAAAUGUCUUUCCCUCCAUAUCUUCCAAUGAUAACACAUGUUCCACCAUAGCUUAUAAAUAUGAUGUCUUUCGGGAGAGGUCACUUCACGGCACCCUUGUAUAUCAGUAUCGCCAGGGAAAGAACGUCUGCUUGCAGGCUAGGUCUGCCAUGAUGACAAACAUUCUAAGCAUGCUACAAGGUUUCAUUUUAAGUCACCACCCCUGGGCCAUACGAUAGGGUGUCAAUAGCUCCAUCCCCAGGAUUAGAAAAGGGUCUGGGGAGAUGGGCACAGCUGGAAUUGACUGCAUAAUGCUGUGCAUUUGAGUUUCAUAAGUAUUCCAUUUAUUUAUUUUGUAUUUGUGACAACAUGUUGUAAUACUGUAUUUAUUUAUUAUCUAUUUACUUUCAGAUUUCAAGACAUAUAUAUUGGGUGGCCAAGACGUGUUCAUGACGCCCGAGUCUUAGCAAAUUCAAGUCUGUACACAAAGGGACAGAAUGGAACACUCUUCCCAGACGUGAGUAAAUUUUCUUACAUGUAAUUACUAGAAUUGGGGUAAACCGUGAGCAGUCCCUUGGGAGAAAGGAGGGACUGCUGACAACACAUCAGAAAUAUGCAUUGCCCACAUAACACAUAAUUUCCAUUGGUCGAAAUUGAUGUAUCUGUCAGUCAAAUCUGAUAUGUAGUAAUUAUGCUAAAAAUAAUUACCAAGACUGAAUGUUGAUUUUAUAAAUAAACAUGACAUUAAUGGUUCCUAUUGGAAAAAUUUAAUUGGAUACAAGUAAUGUUUAUGCAAAGGCGGAGCCAACUUGACAAGAGCGAAAAGUGGGCGUAUUUCGUUUCUUGAUGUGUUGUCGGCAGUCCCUCCUUUCCCUUCACACGUCCGGGAAGCUAAACCUGUGGACACGAGGGACUGCUCACAGUCUAUGCCCCUAGUUCCUAUGCCCCUGAUUCAGUGCAAAACAAAUUCACUAGAACAUAUACUGUAUCUAUCUUAAAUAUUUAUGCGUAUAAAUGUUAUUUUGCCUGUGUUAGGAUGUACAAAUAAUAGAUGAAGUAGAGGUACCAUUAUAUUUGGUUGGUGACACUGCAUACCCACUUCUUCCAUGGCUGCUAAAGGUGUAUCCAGAUGACGGCAUGCUUACACAAGCAGAAAAAUAUUUUAACAGGUGCCUAUGCAAAAUGAGGUUUGUUGUAGAGCAUGCAUUUGAAAGACUUAAAGGGUGAUGGAGGUGUUUAUUGAAGCGGAAUGACACAACCAUGCAAUACAUAAUUCAGCAGACAGCAGCAUGCUGUGUUCUUCACAAUCUCUGUGAAAUGCAAGAGGAGGAGUUUGAGGAAGACUGGAGAGUCGAACCAGAUGUGGAUGGACACAAUAUAAAUAAUCCUGAGGGCGAUGAAGAGGAUGCUGAAGAUGUGCGUGAUGUUUUAAAGGGAAUGCUUCAACGUCAAAGGGGACUUUAG